GUCAUAAGGAAAGCUAUUCCGACUCAGUAACAUAAAGGAAACAAGAGUUUCGCCUCGGGAUUAAAAAUCCUGAGCGAAAAACGACGCGGAAAACAGAGUUGAAUGCUUUGAAAAUACAACAGAGUUUGUAGAAAUAUUCUUUGUAGAGACAGAUAAAAUUAAAAAACAUGGAGGGAGAAGCAAACCAAACCCAACAACCUACCCCCUGCAAAACCGGAUGUGGUUUCUAUGGCAACCAGGCAUCAGACGGCCUGUGCUCAAAAUGCUAUAAAGAUGCAGUUAAACAGAGUCAAAAUGCUUCCCAAGCAGCGGCAAGAAGUUCCCCAGCAACCACAUCCACGUCGACUACCCAGACUCCAGACCUCACAGCCUUAAACCAAAAGGAGGCAGCCAUUGCAACAUCAUCAGAAAACAUCUCCGCUAAACAAACCGUUGAAGAACCAAUACCAGAUAUCUCGUUACCUGAAGCAAUUGCAACUAAUUUAGAAUCACCGGAAAAAGGAAAGAAAAAGAACAGAUGUAAUGUUUGUAGGAAGAAAGUUGGUUUAACAGGAUUCAUCUGUAGAUGUAACGGUCUUUUUUGCGGACUUCACCGAUAUUCCGACAAACACGAAUGCACCUUCGAUUAUAAAGCAGAUGCCAGAGAGCAAAUAGCAAGACAAAAUCCGGUCGUGGUUGGUGAGAAAGUUAAAAAGAUUUGAAAAGUUAUAUUAAAUGACGUUUGCUUAGUUUUCAACCAAUGAAGUGCAAGUGUGAGGGCAUUAAUUUGCAUAAAUUUGCAUAUAGUAUCAUAUAUUAUUGUAAAUAUCUAUGCUGGUGUCAUCGCCAUUGAAGUAUAUCAGUUAUACCAUAAUGUGAGUUAAUAUUUUGAUGUAUGCUUGAUAGUAAAGCGGUAUUGCGUAAUUAUGGUAUGAAAUUCAUGGUCCUAAAACUUGGAUGUAAAUUCCAAGUGAUUUAUUUGGGGCUACCAAGUCACUGCUCUUGGUUUUUGGGUCUACGAUUUCUGGCAUUUAUUUUUUGAUGUUGAUCCAAGGUCUUAGAUUUUUGGCCUUUGAUCCAUGGCCCUAAAUUUCUGGCCUUUGAUCCAUGACCUGCGAUUUUCAGCCUUUGACCUGUGGCCUUUGACUUUUGGCCUUUGACUGAUGAACUUCGAUCAUUGAAGCUUGAGGUAUAGCCUUUGACUGGUAGCUGAUAAUUCACUGUUUUUGCUUCUUAAACCAUGAUUUGCAGACUUUGAUUUCUAACCUUUCGCUGCAUCAAUAGUCAAAAGGACUGUUUAAUGGGUUUGGUUACAGAUGUGUUACACAAUUGAGUGGAAUCGUAGAUUUGCAGGAUAAGGUUUAGGUAUAUGGUAUGUGCCCUUAAGGCCAAUGUAAGAUACCUAGAAAAGUACAGUAUUGCUUGUUGUGUUAUUGUUUUGUUGUGUAGGAAAGCAUUUUGAAGGGUCGAAAUCUUCCCGUCAGAAUCGCCUCCACAAGCAACAGCCAGGUUGUCAUUCCAUGCAUCACUGCUUUGUUUAUUAUCAAAACAGUCAGUGACAGUGGAAUAGAGUUUUCCAAUUUCCCUUAUCAAAGUAUAAACAUCCAUACUUUCAGAACCAAGGCUUGAGCAUUAUGACAUUUAGUAAUCCAGUGAUGCAAUAGCCAAGAAAACAUGCAAGCUGGGCCAACCUAUAUUUGUCAUACAAGCCAAGUUCUGUUGAUAUCAUUUGAAAAACAUACAUUGCUCCUGCUUUGAGGCAUGGAUAUGCGUAAAUUAACAACCCGCUUGGAGCUUGGAUAUGCCUAUUAGAUGCAACACAGUGACCUAUUUUACGAAUGUAUCAAAAGUAAAUCAUUAGAAUUAAGGAGGCUCGAUUCUUAAACAGGUUGCUAGCACGUGUAUAAUUGUAGCACGCUGUUGUUAUGGUAAUUUUUUGAAAACAUGGCAGCGUUGCCGAGGACCAUUUACAUUGAUUUUAAUUAAUAUAAUUCCGUUAUGUGUUACCGUCACAACUGGGGGAGCAACUUUGGUUUGGGACUGCUUCAUUUCUACCCUAGUGUUACUAAAGGUUAGCCUCACCUUAAUAUACAGAUUAAGCUUUCCUUUCCAUUGUUUAUUUAUGUAACUAAAGGUAACUCUGUGGUAACCUGUGUUUUUUAUAGUCUGUAUUCACUUUUAUGACCUUCCAGUGGUAAUCCAUGUUAAUUUUCCACUACAUCAUCAAUGGGCCUUUUGUAAAUGCUCUCCUGCUUAGAACGUCAUAGCUUUUAAGUCUUUUUGUUCUAGAACUGCCUUGGCCAUUCCCCAGCUCCACAAGCCCAAUGUACAUAAAGUUUCAAAUUCAAAUUCAAAUUUCUUUCAUUAAGAUACAUUUUUACAGCGUGUUUAUUAAAAAUAUAUUUACUUAUAUUGUCUUCAACAUCAAGAUAAAUUAAAGAAUUAUAAAGAGAAUUCUCUUCUGGACAGAUCCUAGCAAUGUUCCCAGAUUGCCAGACCUAUCUCUUCUAUUUAAUAUUUUCUGUCUCUCAAAGUCGAAUUCCAAAUCCCGUUUCCUUCAAAACUGCUCUUGGGGUAUUUUCCCCCUUCAAUCUCCUGGGUUACGAUUCGAAGCCGGGGGCAUUUACCUUGCCAAAAACCGAAGUUGUUCUCCUAAAUUCGCUUAGUUACUAGAUAUAUUAAAUUAAAUUAGGAGUGUUUCGUUUUUGAAUUAAUAGCGUUUGUUGCAUUGUAUUAUUAAAAAGAGACUCUUUCAAAAUGGCCCGCCUACUGUAUCAGUUUGAGGCCAGUACAGAUGUCGUGUAGCCUCUUUUUCAUUCUCUGUUUAUGCGAUUUUCUCAAAUUUUGUUGUGAUCAAUAAGGAGAGCUUGCUA
Messenger RNA from Rhopilema esculentum, 2852 nucleotides. RefSeq names its product AN1-type zinc finger protein 5. NCBI's taxonomy places the organism in Eukaryota, Metazoa, Cnidaria, Scyphozoa, Rhizostomeae, Rhizostomatidae. The record is from RefSeq and is a predicted model, not a curated record. Gene Ontology annotation, molecular function: zinc ion binding; DNA binding.